Camelina sativa (false flax) is the source of this 576-nucleotide messenger RNA. RefSeq lists its product as uncharacterized. The record is from RefSeq and is a predicted model, not a curated record. Lineage: Eukaryota; Viridiplantae; Streptophyta; Magnoliopsida; Brassicales; Brassicaceae.
AUGGGACGCACAGCAAAAGGAGACAGGGUGUUACAUCAUAUAUGUGUUGCUUGUACCAUGCUCAGUUGUGUUACGAUUGCUUAUCUUUCGGCACCAUUAGGAACUCGUGUGCCGAAUAUUGAAAUAGCUUCUAUGGAUUUCACGGUGCAUAAUAUCACACAAACUCGUCUCAGUGCAAAUUGGGAUUUAUUGAUAAGGGUCCCUAGAACCCUUCCUGAUCACUUUAUAUGUCUUCAAGGAGACAUUCAAGCUUCCUUGUUUUACAAGGAUAUUACCCUCGCUACCUCCUCCAGACAAAGGUAUAACGAUCUCAAAUCCAACUCGCCUCAACAGCUUAGGGUUUCAGCAGCUAUCUCUGAAGAAGAUAUUGGUGGUUUGAUUGGCAAAAACAUUAUAAAAGAUAUCAAUGACAAGAGAGAAGUGAAGUUCGGAUCGCAAUUGUUCCUUACAGAUUGUAGAGAAAAGACAAAAGGAGUUUUGAGAUAUGUGUGUCGUGAAACCACGUUGCGGUUCGAGCCAGGUUCUGAGACGAAAGCGACUGCGUUUGGGGACAACCCUACAUGCACUAGUUUCUGA